AUGCGCGCUGGGCAAGGAUGCAGACAGCUGGCGGACGGGGACCCGGUCCGAGGGGAAGAGCGAGCGCCCCGAGCCGCGGGCACGCGCGCCGGCGAGGAAGGCCGGGAGCGCCGCGGGCUCACCCAGCGCUCUUCCCCUCCGCAGCCGCCUCCUUCUCCUCCGGUGCCCGCGUACCCUCUGCCCUUUCUGCCCGUCCCGCCGCAAGGCUCAGCGCCCCUCGCCAUUCAGACGCGGCCGCGGCCCAGCUCCCGUCACCCGCUCAGCCCCGCCCGGCUGUGCGUCACGCGGAGCGGGGGCGUGGUGGUCGGCGUGGCCGAGGUGAGAAGCUGGCGCUGCUGCUGCCUCGGCAGCACCUGUUGGUGCCGGAGCCUGGUGCUGGUCUGCGUGCUGGCCGCGCUGUGCUUCGCUUCCCUGGCCCUGGUCCGCCGCUACUUGCAGCACCUCCUGCUCUGGGUGGAGAGCCUCGACUCGCUGCUCGGGGUCCUGCUCUUCGUCGUGGGCUUCAUCGUGGUCUCGUUCCCUUGCGGCUGGGGCUACAUCGUGCUCAACGUGGCCGCCGGUUACCUGUACGGCUUCGUGCUGGGCAUGGGACUGAUGGUGGUGGGCGUCCUCAUCGGCACCUUUAUCGCCCAUGUGGUCUGCAAGCGGCUGCUCACCGCCUGGGUGGCCACCAAGAUUCAGAGCAGCGAGAAGCUGAGCGCCGUUAUCCGCGUCGUGGAGGGAGGGAGCGGCCUGAAAGUGGUGGCGCUGGCCAGACUCACCCCUAUACCUUUUGGGCUCCAGAAUGCAGUGUUCUCGGUUACUGAUCUCUCCUUACCGAACUAUCUGAUGGCAUCUUCGAUUGGGCUGCUUCCCACCCAGCUCCUGAAUUCUUAUUUGGGUACCACCCUGCGGACCAUGGAAGAUGUCAUUGCAGAACAGAGUGUUAGUGGAUAUUUUGUUUUUUGUUUACAGAUUAUUAUAAGUAUAGGCCUCAUGUUUUAUGUAGUUCAUCGGGCUCAAGUGGAAUUGAAUGCAGCUAUCGUUGCUUGCGAAAUGGAACUGAAAACUUCUCUGGUUAAAGGCAAUCAACCAAAUAUCAGCGGCUCUUCAUUCUACAGCAAGAGGACCCUGACGUUUUCUGGAGGUGGACUCAAUGUUGUAUGAUUCUAGCGAAACGUAUGAUUGUCAGGGGCCUCAUGUGCUGUCCAGGGUCGAGCGGUCUCCUCACUAGUGGGCAGACGCAAGUUCUAAUUGUAUUAAGGCACAAAAAGCAAAACUGACUAGUUUUUAAAUUGCAAAUUUUUUUAAAGGAAGAACCAUUUUCUGGAUAUGUAAGUGUAAAUGCAGUUUUGACUGCACCUCUUUAUCGUUUACUGUGCCCAUAAUGGCCUGUAGGUCUGCACUUUAGUUUUAUUUUACUCUUUGUUCUCUUUCUGGGUACUUAUGAACAGAGAAAUAAUCCAAAUAUUUUUCUGCAUAGUGUCUUUAUUUAUAAAGUCCAUAAAUAGUUGUAUGCAUCUUUCCUACAUAUAAAGAUGAGUAAAAGUAUGCAAUUUUAAGUGUGUAAUGUUACUGGAUGUUCUUUGCUUCAGUAGUCUUUCCAGAAAGGAUAAACAGAUUUUUUGGGGGUUUGGGGUUGUUUUCUUUUAAUUGUUUUAGGUGGGACCACUUUGCUUCCCUUCUCCUUACUAGUUAGAAAAUAGACAUGAACUUUUGUUUGAAUGUAUUUUUGCAAGGAUCAUACUGUUGCAGGGCCAUUUAUACCCAUACACACAAGCUUAAAUCCUACAUUGUGGGACUCAAGUGCUCUUAAGAUACCUUUUUUAGUUUCACUGUGUAAUACGCAAAGCAAAAGGGAAAUUACUCAAUGGGUGGUGGCUCAGAUUAGAACUUGUGUUCUAAUGUCAUUACAUUGGCUUUACCCUUCUUAGGUCUUUCAUCAAAGGGCUGUCCUGCAGUCUUAUUUAAACGUUUUAUUAAAAUAAACUUCUUUUCCUUUUUACAUUCGCGAUUAGGCUUUGAAAUAAAGAUGUUAUCCUCUAAAGUGGUGGGUUUGCUGUCAUUGAAGGUGUCUCUCGGGUGGCCUUGUUUGAUCAAAAUGCCUUUUUAAAAAAACCAAGCUUUAAAAUCAUGUUUAUAAUUCCAUUGAGUACAUAUGUAUUUGUCCCCAUAGUCUUCAGCUUUAAAACUAUAAAUAUAAUGUUAACUUAAUGCCCAGAUUUGUAUUGUUUGUUUUACUUUAGGUUUAUUUUGUUUGUUUUUUUUUUGGUACUUGUUUUUCUCUGCUAAGACUCAGGAAUUCUGAAAUGUGAAUUUUAAGUCUCUCUAUUCUUUCUCCUGUAGCAUGAAUUGAGUGUAUUUAUUCAUAGCACUUACGUGGAUAGCAUGUAAUAAUUUGGCAUAUGAUUCAUAUGACAUGUUAUUCAUUUAUCACCUUAUAUUUUUUAAGUAGUUUAAUUGUCAACUUAAUGAUUAGUUUUUCACAGUGGAGAUUAUAGAUAUGAAUGCAAAUUUUCUGAUAGGUAUCUCUUUUUUUAGCUAUGAAAAUGCCACCUUAUCAGAGACCUCCCUUUUUGCCUUUUCAUUAGGGUGAAAUCCUUGCCUUGAUUUACUAAAGUGCAAAAGAAUUAUUUGGAAGUAUAGUAAAGAUGCAUUUGAUCAUUUUAAUUAAUUUUUUGCCUAUCGCAGGUAUAAUUGUUUUCCUUUCCUUCAUAAUGCAUAAUAAGCGUUUUCACCUUUGAGUCACAGUGAAGUUCAUUUAUACGUCCGUGCUAAGACCUCAGUGCAAAUGAUCUGCUAGGCACCUGGAUCCACAGCACUUUAUUGGCCUACAAAUCCUUCCUUCUUUUAUUGGUAGAAAAAAUAUAUAGUAUUAGAAUCUUCUUACUCUUUUUUGAAUCCUAAUUAUUUGUUUAGUUAUUUUUAAAGUUAUUUUAGUUUAAUUAUCUCAAUGAACAAUACAUCUGACUUACUUUUUUCUGUCUUACUUGAUGGUAUUUCUCUUGUGCUUCUUGUUUGUUGGUUAGUUUUUGUUAAAGAACUCAGUAAUUAAAGAUCACUGCUUUCAUAUAAUUGUGUUACACUACAUGGAUUUUGAAGUGCAUUUUAUUUACUUAGCAUUUUGUAACUUAAAUAAUUUCACCAAAUGAAUACCUUUUGGUAGUUCGUAAUGAGUUCUUCCAGGUGCAUUUUGCUUGGUACUUAAAUAAGUAAAAAAAAAAAAAAAAAAAGUAAUUUUUCUGUAUUCUGCCAACAUAAUUUUCUAUAAUAAAAUCAUCCAUUUUUACUAAAAAUAGUAUGGAUUUACUAUUUCUAAGAUACUAAAACUGCAAUUUUCCUUUUUUCGGUUUUAAAUCAUUUCCAGCCUCCAAGCAGACUACAAUCCUUUAUAGUCAUGCUGUUGGAUAGCUGCAUUUGAUUGCUGAGUUUUCAGAUGUGCUGUCUGUAAAUUGUGCAAAGCAUCGCCAUGCCUUAUUCACUCCAUGUUUAACCCUGCAUCCCAGAUUUCUGGCAGCAACAAAUUUCUACAGGAUCCUCUUAUGUUGCCCAAUUAUUGCCUUCAGUCAGAGUAUAUAUUUAUAAAAGAAAAUGUUUUGGAUUUCUCAAACCAGUUAAGUGCAGUAUAAAAUUGCUUUAUAUGCAUAUUUUUAAAAGCACACAAUAUACCUAAUAUCCAAAUCUGAUGAAAGAUAUGUUCCGUUUUUUUAAAUUCUUUGGGCCUUUUUCUUAGUUUUCCAUGUUUUCCGACUUAUUAUUAAUGAUUUUAUUUACUCUUUGCCAAGUUUUGUCAUGUAAAUUAUUUUCGAACAGCAGCACCUCUUUUUAAAAACAGACAUAAUAAUUUACAAAUGCUUUCAUGCCCAUUUUCAUUUGACCAUCUGAUUUGUGAAAUAACUUGAAAUAUGUUCUCUUUGGUUUGUGAAAAUAAUAGAAACCAAAUUUCUGUCAUUAGAAUGUGUAUUUUGAGUUUAUAUUCAGAAAUGAUUUUGCGGUUUUGUUCAGAGCUAGCCAUACUCUCUUUUUAUGCACUUUGUAACCAACUACAAACCUUUCUAAGAUGACUUUACCCUGAUGGGUCAAGCAUCUUGACUAUAAAACCUUUCCCUCUUUGAGAAGCUAUUCAGUAUCUAGUCUUACCUACUGUUGCUGUUACUAAGUGGUGGGGCUACAAGCAUACCCCAGCGUUCCUGGGUUUGUUAAUGUGCAAUACUGAUUUGAACUAUUCAUAGGAAAGGUGCUAUUGGUUACAUAUGUCAAUAUGUGUGAGACUUUAUUUAGAAGCUUAAAGUUACUAGAUAUGUGCCAGGUUGAUGAUGUCGGUAAUCCUGAGAUGUAUGGUAAAUCCAUGCUGUUCAAAACCAGUCAGCAUUUGCGGAGAAGAGAGGUUUAAAAAAGAGAGAUUUAAUGAGGACCUCAGAAACAAUGUUGACCUAGGUUGAUAACUUCAGUGAUGGAAUUUUCUUUCAGACACAGGCCACUCAGUGUGUCAGAAUGAUGGUCAGAAUAACACUGGUUUUUAAAUUGGAUUUUGUUGAUUUCUGUUACAAUAAACUGUUUUGGAUGUAAUUUUUUAAAGGUCAUGUCUUUAAGCUGAAAAGACUGUAAAGGGAAUGGAAUCACGUGUUCUACAGGAUAUUUAACUAAGGAGUUCCUCACAUAUAUUGAACAUAAGCCAUUAACUAAUUCCACAACUCAAUAGUAACUUGGUACUUCUGAAUUGCAAAGUGAUUGCUGCAAACUAUUUUCUAGGGUAGCUAAAGAUUUAAAACAUAAUUCUAAAGGCAAAUCAGUAAAAUCUCUUGAUUAUUGGUAUCCCAGAUCACUUCUGUGCCUGAGAAAAUAAAAGGUUAUGUUUUA
Vicugna pacos (alpaca) is the source of this 4839-nucleotide messenger RNA. It is a transcript of the gene TMEM64, whose product is annotated as transmembrane protein 64. Gene Ontology annotation, cellular component: endoplasmic reticulum. The record is from RefSeq and is a predicted model, not a curated record. Gene Ontology annotation, biological process: positive regulation of osteoclast differentiation; positive regulation of bone resorption; regulation of cytosolic calcium ion concentration. NCBI's taxonomy places the organism in Eukaryota, Metazoa, Chordata, Mammalia, Artiodactyla, Camelidae.